This is a messenger RNA of Linum trigynum, 1582 nucleotides long. NCBI's taxonomy places the organism in Eukaryota, Viridiplantae, Streptophyta, Magnoliopsida, Malpighiales, Linaceae. The record is from the annotation of a GenBank genome assembly.
ACUGUUCGUGUGGGCGACUUCAAAGUCUCAUAUUCGAUUUUUGAAUAGUGAAGUUAUCGUUCGUGGAGUUCCUAGUAAUCGGGUUGGCUUUCGAGUGGUCGUGGGUCUCUCUAAUCACAUAUUUGGUAAGAAGAGGUGUGUCCUAACUAUGGUUGAUUGGUGGUCAUGAUCCUCGUGCCUAGUACAUUCACGCCCUCCCUUGGUUCCAAAUUAAUUGACCGGACAAUCAUCAUUUUAAAGUCACGAAUGAUUUUCUAUCUGAAUACACUUUUUAACAUGCUUUUUUUUUUUGGACAUUUUCACAUUUGAAUAAGUCAUUUACAAUGAAUCAUGAUGUAAUGGAAAUUAACUUCAAUUGUUCUCCUAUCCUAUCAAACUAAUGAAUCAAAUCAAUCAAUCAAAUUUGGACAUAAUUGGACGAAUCAAUAAGUUUGAGGUAUAUCCUUCAAGACACAUGUUUUUUAAGGACCGAUACGUCAUUCUCAGGGGGGGAAAAAAGACCCAACAAAAGCGCUCGAAAGAAAAACCAGAGGGAAGGGAGAGGAGAAAAAGAGAUUCCCAACGGAAAAAUUGCCGGGAAAAUGGCAAACCCUAGAAGGAGCUCCUACUCCAUCAACGUCGGCGCCUCCGAUGACAACCAUAGCGGCGGCGGCUCCCAGCCUUCACCCUUUUCUUCUUCUUCAUCCUCCUCCGCCGCAGCCAUAUUUCUAUAUCUCAAGCACUUGCUCAGGAAGCCACACGCCUUCCCUAUCCUGCUCUCCGUCUUCCUCCUCCUUACAUGGCUUUCCCUCGUUCUCCAGCAGCGUUCAUAUUCUCAUUCCUCCGACGCUUCCACCUCUUCUUCCCGACUAGGAGGCGCCGCCGUCCAAUGGCGGAAGCAGGACGACGAGAAGGCCAAUUUGGUCCGAUUCAAAUCCAUGUCUUCUCCAAUUGCCAAGGACAACCGCGGAUGGCUUCUCGACCCCGUCGCUCUCGCCCUCGAGCAUGGCGUUAAAGGUGGAGCAGUUUCUUGUGCUACGGUUCAUCUGGGAGAAAUCCGACCCGGCACCCGGAGGGGAAACCACAGGCAUAAUGCCUGUAACGAAACGUUUGUAAUUUGGGGCGCCAAGACUUUGUUCAGGUUGGAGAACCAUCAGAUCGUUGAUAAAGGUUAUGCACAAGUGGUAGUAGAGGCAGAUGAAGUGGCUGUUGCAGCUAGCCCAAGUGGGACUGCUCAUGCUCUUGUAAAUAUGGAUUCGAUGCGCAGCACGUUCUUCGUCGGCUGCCAAGACUGUACAACGAACCCUGGCAACUUCUCCGACUAUGGAGUUUGGCAUGACCUCUGAGGCUUUCCCCAUUCUGUAAUCAGCAACCGCACCCCACCCAUUUCAUACAUUUGUGAAGAAGUUUUCCCAUUCUAGGUUUAGCAGAGGCUCUUUUUCCCUGUUUUGGUUUGAUAUGAUGAGCUUGCUGGGUACAGAUGGCUACAGGGAGAGAGAAAUCAGUUGUAUUGUUUUGUAUAUAGAGAAGUAGAGAUAGAGAGAGCUUGUUGUAUAACCGUAUGUUAUUUUUCAAUUUGAAGUUGAAGCCUUUAUGAAUGCAG